AUGGAUCCAAACAUCUAUGCAGUGGUACUUGACACGCUCAAUAGAGCAACCAGUCAAGAUACAGAAAUCCUCAAACCAGCUGAGAAGAAGUUGAAAGAAUGGGAAAUAGAACCUGGGUUUUACUCUGUUCUUUUGAAUAUACUUUCAAAUCAUUCAGUGGACAUAAAUGUUCGUUGGCUGGCUGUGAUGUGUUUCAAGAAUGGUGUAGACCGAUAUUGGCGACGUAACGCCCCUAAUGCUAUUACGGAAGAUGAGAAAAUUAAGCUCCGACAGGGUCUACUGAACUCCAAUAUAUUGAGUGAACCUAUCACUCAAAUAGCAACACAAGAAGCAGUUCUGAUUGCUAAAAUUGCUAGGUUUGAUUGUCCAACAAAUUGGACAAACUUAGUUCCAGACCUGAUUGGAGCAUUAAAAGCACCUCAGCCCUUGGUCCAACAUAGAUCGCUAUUGAUAUUUCAUCAUGUUGUCAAAGCUUUAGCUUCUAAGAGACUUCCUGCUGACAAAGGGACAUUUCAGGAGCUGACAAGUUCGGUGUAUGGUUUCAUAUUAAACAUCUGGCAUGAAAACACGGAGCUAUUUCUUCAACACAUUCAAGAAGGUGCUGCCACAGAACUAAUAACGGAACCCUUAGAAAAGGCACUUUUAUGUCUCCGUAUGCUCAGGAAACUUACUGUAUUGGGGUUUAAAAGAGCCCAUGAAAGCCAAGAUGCUGUUGCAUUUUUAAAUGUAGUUUUUGAUAGAGCUAAAUCUAGUUUGGAGUGCAGAAAGCUUCUGAAAGGACGUGGUAUUUAUCCUCUAGAACUCUGCGAAAAGUUUAUAAUUCACUUGACAAAAGUGGCUUUGGGUAUAUUGUGCUUUCAUCCUUACUCUUAUAUACCACUUAUAAGGCCCUCACUAGAGUUUGCUCUGUACUAUUGCUUUACGGAGCAGGGAAUGCCACUCGCAUAUGAGAGGUUUACUAUACAAUGUUUGAAUAUUGUGAAGGGAAUUCUUCAGUGCUUGGAAUUCAAACCUCCUAAGGCACCAGUGGACCAGGUUAAGGCCCCGUUGACUCUACAAGCUCACCAAAUUAAAUCGGAAGUCCUAAAUGAGAACACAGUAUGCCACAUGUGCAGACAUUUAGUCACACACUACUUUUUACUUAGCUCUGAUGAUCUUGCCUUAUGGGACGCAGAGCCUGAGAGCUUUGCCACAGAUGAAGUUGGGGAAUCUUGGAAGUACAGUCUAAGACCGUGUACUGAAGCUGUGUUUAUGGAGCUAUUUCAUGGGUACCGCGGCCUUCUAGAACCAGAGUUGGUUCGACUUCUGGCUUCAUUACAAGAAACCCGUGUGCCACCGGAUGAUUUGCCCAAUAUACUGAAGAAGGACGCUAUAUAUAAUGCUGUCAGACUUGCAGCCUUUGAUUUGUAUGACGAUGUGGACUUUGAUGAAUGGUUUACCAAUGUCUUGAGCCAAGAAUUAAAAAUUAAGGAUAAUAACUACAGAAUUAUUAGAAGGAGAGUGUGUCAACUUAUUGGUCAGUGGUGUGGAGUAAGAUCAUCACCGUCACUAAGACCAGCGAUGUAUGAAGCUCUACUUGAACCACUAACUAGGUCUGACGAGGACGCAGCGGUGAAGCUGGCUGCGGCCGAAGCCCUACGAAGUACCAUCGACGAUUUUAACUUCGAAGUCGAACAAUUCGCACCUUACGCGCACCAUGCACUUGCAGCUCUUUAUGAUCUCCUGGUUGAAUCCGAAGAAUGCGACACGAAAAUCCAUGUGCUGCACGUAAUAUCGUACGUGAUGGAGCGUUGCGGAGCGGUCGUGAGUCGCGGGGGCGGAGCCAGUGCGCUGUUUGCGUAUUUACCGCAGCUAUGGCAUCACGCUGCUUCACAUCACAUGCUGAGAGCGGCCGCGUUAGCCGCAGUUGUACACCUCGUAAAGGCGGCAGGUGAAUGUGCGGACAGCAUACGACCGUGGAUUCUCUGCAUAGUGAACGAGUCCACAUGUUUAAGUGAGCCAGCGCAUGUAUAUCUAUUGGAAGACGCCCUAGAAUUGUGGCUGACCGUACUUGAGGCUGCACAUGUUUCUGAUCCGCAGUUAUUAGAUUUAGCGAGAAAUCUUUGUCCUAUAUUGGAGUCAUCGACAGAACACCUCCGUAUAGUAGUCUACAUAAUGCAAGCAUAUGCCUUUCUAUGCCCCGAGGAGUUCUUCUCGUGUGAAGGUGCAAAAUGCAUGGCACUAUUGGAUGAUAUGCUGAGCGAUAUGCGAACAGAAGGGGUGAUAGCGGCAUUAAAGAUGGCGGAGAUUUGCGUUAGCAUCGUGUACCCGGAGAGGAACCGGUACCUAGGCGUCGAGGUUAUUUGGCCUAUUUUGAAGCGAGUUAUACACUGCCUUCUAGAAGGAGACGACCUGCCACUAGUGUUCUCAGUACAAUUGUGCCUCCUAUCGCGCGUGAUCCUCUUCUCAUCAGAUCUGUUCUAUAAAGCGGUGCAAGACGCGUCCAAAAAUCUUCCCGAUUACGACUCCGAUCCAGAGAAAGUUCUUAACAAAUUACUCCAUGUUUGGACGGAGAAGAUGAAUUGUGUUACGCAAGUCGAGCGGUGGAAAGUUGUAGGUCUGGGCCUAGCCGCUUUAUUAACGACGCAGAACGCUACAGUGCUACAACGGUUCCCUGCGAUUCUACUAAAUUUGACAGAAGUUCUUAAUGAUGUAAUGAAAUUGGAAGAUGGCGGCACUUAUGUUGAUGGUCUGUUAGCACCGCCUGGUUCAAGACCGGCGUCUCCAUUGGAGGGUCGCGGGGGUGCGGCAAGGUGGGAGGGCGAAGAGGGCGCGGCUGUCGAGAGUGUGCGGACACCGCAUGAGACGCGACGCAGGCAACUAGCCGCGACCCAUCCGGCUCAUGCUUUAGAUUUACGUGCUGUUACCCACCAUCAGUUGCAAACGUUGAAGAGCCAAGUCGGAACAGAGACGUUCGAGCGACUUCUUCAAUCUACUGACAAGGAUACGUUGCAGCAGCUCCGGGAAUAUAUACCUCUGUAG
This is a messenger RNA of Leptosia nina, 3021 nucleotides long. NCBI's taxonomy places the organism in Eukaryota, Metazoa, Arthropoda, Insecta, Lepidoptera, Pieridae. The record is from the annotation of a GenBank genome assembly.